AUGGACACGUUUGAAGGUGGUUGGCUUGUACUGCAGUUUCGCUUCGAUGGCUCGCUAGACUUUUUCCGGAACUGGACCCAAUACCGUGACGGUUUUGGUCAGCUUGACAAAGAAUUCUGGCUCGGCCUGGAGCACAUUCAUCAACUGACGAACGCUCGAAACUACGAAUUGAUGGUGGAAAUACAGGACAUUAGUGGGAACUACGGUUACGCCCGUUACGAUGCAUUCCAAGUAGGGAAUGAAAGUGAGCAGUACGCCCUGAAAACCGUCGGAUCGUUUAGUGGCACUGCUGGUGAUGGAAUAACAGACCACGAGGGUUUGAAGUUCUCUGCAAAAGGUCGAGAUAAUGAUGGUCCCAAUAGAAGCUUACACUUUAGAGCCAUUUCCCGCUUUUGA
This is a messenger RNA of Anopheles aquasalis, 396 nucleotides long. RefSeq names its product fibrinogen-like protein A. The record is from RefSeq and is a predicted model, not a curated record. Lineage: Eukaryota; Metazoa; Arthropoda; Insecta; Diptera; Culicidae.